This is a messenger RNA of Seriola aureovittata, 4051 nucleotides long. It is a transcript of the gene fsaf1, whose product is annotated as chromosome 19 C1orf131 homolog. The coding region runs from base 106 to 873 and encodes 255 amino acids. The transcript is spliced from 9 exons. NCBI's taxonomy places the organism in Eukaryota, Metazoa, Chordata, Actinopteri, Carangiformes, Carangidae. The record is from RefSeq and is a predicted model, not a curated record.
UACGGUUUGUUGUCAUUCGUUUGAGCCGCUGCUAGCGUUUGGUGCAGCUAUUAGCGGCUAGUUUUGCUAUUUUUUCUGUGAACCUGUUUGUACCAUCAGCUUAAAAUGAACUCAAAGACAAACGGAAAAAAGAACGAAGAUUUUCAGUUUCUUGAACAAGUUUUAGAUAAGUUUUAUGACUUUGGUAAUGGACCAGCAUCAAAAAAGAAGCUCAAGUCUCAGGAGAAAAAAAAACGAAAACAAUGUGAGGAAGAAGAGGAAGAGUUCACUACAGUCAAGGAUGUUUGCAGUGACACUGACGACUAUAGAUCAGCAUGUACUAGUGCUGACCACCAGCAGCAACAACCACAGACUGAGCCAACAGGUCCAACCUUCCAGCAGAUGAAGCAGGUGGAGGUAGUGACAUUUCAAGACCCCAGAAAGAAACUGAAGACCAAGCAGACACCAGCCACAGACAAAAUACCUGCUCUUCAGAUAACGGAGGAUAAGCAAAGUGACCAGUUGGAAGAACUCAAUUUUGAAAAGGCUCGUCUGGAGGUCCAUCGGUUUGGAAUCACAGGCUAUAAGAAGGAGCAGCAGCGGGUUUUUGAGCAGGACCGAGCGGUCAUGCUCGGAGCCAGACCUCCUAAGAAGGACUAUGUCAACUACAAGGUGCUACAGCAGCAGGUCAAAGAAAAGAAGCAGAAAGCAAAGGAGGAGGUUCAGCCGGAGCUGAAGAAAAAGAAGAAGCAGAAUAAUCAGAGGGACAAGAAGAAGGUGUCCUCUGGUUCUGGUUCAGCCCCUACAGGUCAGGUGGGGCGCUUCAAGAACGGCAUGCUGUUCCUGAGCUCCAAGGAGAUCCAGAAAAUCAAAGGCAAAAAGGGAGGCAAAUAGGUGAAUGAUUAAAUCCUCCAUGGUGGGAAAAUAUCAGUACACCAGAGGAACAACGGGCAACUCACUGCAGGACUGUUUGGAGCCAAGCAUACGGUGAAGAGGAAAUGAGCGAGAGCUGAUUACGAUGUGACCUGUGAGGCUGAUUCCUUGACAGCACGUGACCGGCCUGCAGUGAAAUACGGGACAGUGUUACAGGCGAUCGACUGCUGAGUCAGAAAUCCAAUUUAUCGAUCUCCAAAAUGGAACCUGAACGUCCACUGCGGCAGCACAAUAAUGCAUGAAACUGGAGAGUCUGUUGAAUCAUAUUCCAUCACAAUUAAUUUAUUUUGUUUUAUAAAUGACCAAAAAAAAAAAAGAAGACAUUUGCGUUUCUGUUUUUUUUUUUUUACACUGUAAAGGUUUUAAAAUUAAGCAGUUACAAUGCGUUUCUCAUAUACAAACCAUGUAGUCGUACAAAACAUUUACAUUGGCGGGAAGAGAGGGGAUCAUAACAGGACGUAUGGCCGGGGUAAAUAUUAAAAAACCAAUGUACACACAAGUAAAGUCCUGGCAGAAGUUUCCAUGAAGAAACACACAUAUAAACACUUUGAAUGGACCAUGAGGAAGCAGAAUGGUCUCGCCAGUGCCCUAUUUCUCCCUUAUUAAAACCUUAUGUACAGGACUUCUCGAAAGCCUCAGGAAGCUGUGCUCUAGAUGUAAACAUUUAAGUCUUUACAGAAACCAGUUCGUUACAUUUUGUUAAAGGGAAAUCAUAAAUGUCGAUGGAUAAUGGCGAUGAUGAAAAACGUGUGAUCUGGCAGUGUGCGGCUGGGUGAGGUCACAACUUCUCACACCGUUUCCAUGAAGUAGCUUCUUGUGUUAUUUAUAUGUUUCAAAAGAGAAGAGGGUGAGGAAAUAGGAAGCUUAUCUGCAGCACAUCACACGUUUCAAGCUGUAAGCAAAACCAGUUUAAUAGAUUUUUUAGCCAGCAAGCCUUUGUUUUUUCAACCUGCAAGCCUUGGCAAUCAACCACAGACAAUGUGUAUAAUCAGUAGCCAUUCAACUGUUAUACUGAACAAAUUGAGGAGGGCAUUAUACAAAAGAAAAUAAAAAUGUAACUAAUUAUAUUUACAUACUUUAUAGAGUAGAUGUUUUUUUUUCCUCUGCUGUUUUUUUUUUAAGUUAAAUAGCUGACUAACUUAAACAGCAGUGACAUGCUUUUUUCCCAGCACCAUAUGUUGAAGUUAAAUUAGUAAACUAUGUCACAUUCAUGGGUGGGUAAGUGUGGGGUAAAGGGACAUGCCAUAUAAUACAUCUGGACAGGAGUGACUACAAGUGAAUUAUUUUAAAUAUGUGGUUUUUGUCUGUAUCUGUCAAAUAAAGCAUUGUUUUCAUAUGAAUUUUAGAAAGGAAAAGAAAAGGUGGAACCCCAUUUUACCUGAUAAAUACUCUGACUUCCUAAACCUCUGCAACUCUGAAUCUAAGUGCCUUAGUAUAAGCUUUUAUUCCCUCCGGUCCAGAUUUCCUGUGUGCCAUUUUGACAUUGACACAGCCUGCAGACAUGUAACCCCAACUCAUACAGACUUGCAGAAGGAGAAAAAAAUUAUUCCCCUGAUGCCAUGAUAGACGUCUCACUUCGCUCGUGGGCCUAAAAUCUAUUUCUGGUUACAGCAAAAUCAACCUCGGGGCAGGUUUCUCCUCUGGUGUGGGAGGUGGGAGGACGGUCAGAGGGGAACGCUGCGUAUAGUUGAGCUGAGGAGCCAGAAAGCCUCACAUUGAUGCAAAUGUAGCCCUGAGGUGGGAGCUGGCAGUCUGGCACAUGUCAGAAAAAAAUCCCCUUUGGCAGAGAGUUAGAUGUGGUUUCUGGGUCGGGAGAAACUCACUCACUUUUACACUAAUGCUGCGUUCAUGUCAUAUGAAAAGAUCGUAAAUAUAAGUUUGCUGUUAGGAGACAGAAAAACUCUUUGUCUUCAGUGAUUCAACGUCUUGACCUGCAGUCAAGCACGGAGGGUGUUAUUGUAGGUGGCAGACCAUAUGAGUGCAUGCCACUUGAAAUUCAAAUAUAAUGAUAAUAUGAUAAUGAUUUUUUUUUUGGCUGGAGACAAAGCUGUAGAAACAACACUGUCAUAUUAUCACCUUUUAAGUUUAUUUGGUAAUAAUAUUGCGUAUUUACACAUCAAGCAGACAAGUAGAAACAUUAAUAUUUAUUUGGAGUUGUGUUUUUGUCCACCAGGUUAAUAUUCACUCCCAUUUUAGCUGCUUUUUUUGGUCUCCACGAAAUCCUGAGGGAAAUACUUGGCUCCUUAGCUGCUAAAUGCUCCACUUUCAUUAGCUAACUGUUGUUAACUGUCUCUCUAGUGUUCGGUGUUGGAGAAGUUGCUUUCACUGGGGUUUUUAGAGCUUUUUUGCUGAAAAUGGCUGCCUGCCAUCCAAAACAGUAAAGUUGCCAGUCUGAAAACCAAAACAAUGAGCUAAAGGAUGCUAAAACGCUCGGUAGAGCAGAGACGAACUGCAGAGUCGGAUGAUAAGUCUGUGAAUUCUGCAGCAACUUCUGUUACAUUACACCAAGUCAUUUGAAAAAUGAAAUUGAUUAUGGCCACAUUUCCCACUUAAUUUGAACUUACUGCAGACAGACUUAAAUGAUAAUGAAUAUACCUACAGUUUGCUAUUCUAGGAUGUAAGUGUCAUCGAUUUCACAUUCUAGGUAACAGCUAUGAUUCAUAAAUAAAUAUAUAAUCCCAUCCCCCAUCUCCCGAAAAGGCUCAAUCCUUAUUCUUCAGUACUUCAUUCAUCAAAUAGAAGAAACCACAAAUGGUAAGAAAAACAACAACAAAUGUACAGAUAUUUCCUUAGUUUACUACUCUAGAACUCUACUCAUAACUAAAUUAUUUUAAAAUAGUUGUUGUAUUGAAAAUAGACCUCAAUAAUUCCAGUAAUAAAUACCUUUUGUAGCUUACUGUUGUUCUGUAUCAUUGUUAAGUCAUAUGGUAUAUUCAAAGUUUUUUGUGAACUGUGAAUUUUACAGAAUAAAGGUGUGAUAAGUAAGAUAUAAUUAUAAUAAUCAGAAUAAUUUAUCAACAUAAAAACUUUUAAACAUGUAAAUGACUGCUAUUUUAUGUCCCUGAUUAAAUGUUUGAAUAUUAUGAGAUAGUUGACACAAAAUGUUUGCUGACAUUAAAAAACAUUAAAAAAAAAAAAA